Messenger RNA from Fragaria vesca subsp. vesca, 819 nucleotides. Its product is annotated as tRNA-specific adenosine deaminase 2-like. The record is from RefSeq and is a predicted model, not a curated record. Gene Ontology annotation, biological process: tRNA wobble adenosine to inosine editing. NCBI's taxonomy places the organism in Eukaryota, Viridiplantae, Streptophyta, Magnoliopsida, Rosales, Rosaceae. The coding region runs from base 1 to 588 and encodes 195 amino acids. Gene Ontology annotation, molecular function: tRNA-specific adenosine-34 deaminase activity; zinc ion binding. The transcript has 7 exons.
AUGGCAUCUCUUGGAGAAGAAUCAGAAGAUAAACCUAAUGAUGAUACCCUUAAAUUUAUGGAGCUUGCUAUAGAACAGGCAAAGCUUGCUUUGGAUAGCCUUGAAGUUCCUGUUGGCUGUGUGAUUGUUGAAGAUGGGAAGGUCAUAGCUUGUGGAAGGAAUCGAACUAAUGAGACACGAAAUGCUACAAGACAUGCAGAGAUGGAAGCCAUUGACAUUCUUCUUGAGCAAUGGAGAGAAAAGAGGCUUUCAACGUUAGAAGUUGCUGAAAAUUUUUCAAAUUGUAACCUCUAUGUCACAUGUGAACCAUGCAUAAUGUGUGCAGCAUCUUUAUCAAUUGUUGGUAUCAAGGAAGUAUUUUAUGGCUGUGCUAAUGACAAAUUUGGUGGGUGCGGAUCAGUACUGUCAUUGCAUUCUAGUAGCUCCGAGCCAGUCAUGAGCGAUGGAGUACCACAGGGGAAAAGUUUCAAAUGCACUGGAGGGAUAAUGGCAUCAGAAGCAGUCUCUCUUUUCCGCAAUUUCUAUGAGCAAGGAAACCCUAAUGCUCCAAAGCCUCAUAGACCUCUCGUUCACCAGGCCAUAGAAUGAAUAUGUAAGGAUUUAGUAGUUUAUAGUGGCGAUUCUGUUCAAGUUCAUUUCUCUUUAGGUUUGUUAUUUUCUUUGGACAAGUUUAAUUUGCCUGGCUCAGUGCAGUCUCUGUUUCUGCAACUCUUCUGUUCUGCUCUUUUUGUGUUGGUUUCUAACUAGUUCUUGAGGUUCUCUGUUAAAAAAAGACUAGUUCUUAAGGUUUGCAGGAAGGGCUUAUAGAUGAAAGAGAAG